CAAGUAGUAGGAGCAACAGUUGACAACAGUCCAGACAGACAGACAGUCCUCCAAGGUUCCCAGUUACCCAUUGUCCAGCCAAGGAGCGCAAGCAAGCAAGUGAAACGGAUUAAAACGAUAUUUAAAACCAGGAACGAACGACAUCAACCCGCGCGCAGCUAAUCCCGAGAACAACAGCCAAGGCACACACACCACACGCACAGAGAGAGAGAGAGAGAGUGGAAACAGCGACGCCAACAUGAAGCCCGACCUACUUGCUCUCUGCAUUCUGGCCACCCUGAUCUUGGGCUGCAACACACGGCACGUCUUUGGCUUUCUGACAUCGCAGAGCCAAACGGCCGCUGCCGCAGCACCCGCUACAGUGGAUGGCGGCAUCGAUGGUGCAUCCUCGCCGCAGAGAUUGCAUUUGCCGCCCAUCUUUGGCGGUGGCAUGCCAUCCCAUCAGGCGCGUCGUCAGGGCCCCCCAUCGCUGGAUGCCGAUGCACAGGAACGAGCGGUUUACGAUCCCGGCGAUGAGCUGCUGCACGCCCUGAAUGCCGAACGGGAGCAGCAGCAGGAGCAGGAGCUGGCCCGUGGACUGGGCAUGGGCAUGGGCCUGAUACCCCAGCAACAGCAACAGCAACAGCCCGACUAUGCGGACACCGUUUACAACGAACUGGAGUUGGCCAAUCAGUUUGAGACGCUCAAGAAGCUGGAGGAGGAUUUACGGGCCGAGCAGGAGCUGGUGGACAAAUCCGCUUUGCUCAUGAAAAUGCUUGAGGAUCCCACGCUGGAGACUUUACCACUGGUUUAUGUCGAGGAGGAGGAGGAGGACGAGCAGCAGCAGCUGCCUGAGGGCAUGAUUGCUUCCGCUCCAGCCACGGAUGAGUAUGCCGAAAUGGAGAACAGCGUUCAGGAUCUGGUCCUGGGCCAGAGCAAGCCCAAGCGUUCGCGUUACUACCGUCGCUAUCCAUGGAAGCGUCACAACAAGAAUCGCGGUUCUUACAUGAAUUCUAUCAACAGUAACUAUGAACCGGAGCUGCGUUAUGCCUGUACGCCCAGCAAGGAGGAUAUACUGAAGCUGCUCAUCAAUCUGCAUGAGAAUCGCAAGGGGAAUCACAGCAAGACGGUGAACUUUUGCAAUCGCAAGCGUCCGGCCAAGGCGGUCUUUACCAAUAUACGAUUUCUGGGCUAAAAAGAAGGAUGUUUGCAGCACACACCACAGACACACCACAGACAUACAAACACGACACACCAACCACACACACACACACACACACACACAUAUGUAUACCAAGCAUCAAUUGUAUAUUGCUGACCAAGUCGAGCGCUAAAACUGGAGAACAACAAGCACUAACAAUUAGCCUAAAUAACUAACUAACUAACUAACUAACUAAAAAAAUAUACACUAACUAAAAGUAAACUUUGUAGAGAACAAUUUAGAGUUCUCUCUCACUCUUUCCUGCCUUUCCCCCGCCCCUCCUUAACCUAACUCUAAUUGUAGGACAAUUAAAAACUUUUAUAGCUCUCAAUGUGUUGUAUAUACUAACUAACUAUUUAGACAAAGUUGUUCCAUCGUCUCGUUCGCGUUCCACGUCUUAAUUGCUAAACGAAACGAUUUGCAAAACACAAAAAAAAAAAAUAUAUAUAUAUAUGUUGCCAUAUCAUUAAAAAACAAAACACAUUUUAAUCGUCCCGUGAACGUCCCCGCGGUCGCUCGGUCCAAAGCCACGAGUAUUAUAAGAGCUCUAAUAAAAAAUGGAGCCACGCAACUAAAUAAUAUCAUUGCUACUAUAUCAAUGUGUAUAUAUAUACUAAUAUCUAUGUAUUAAUAUCUGUGCACUAUAUGUGUAUGUUUUAUCUGCUAUAUCUAAUGUAAAGUCGAUAAAUAUACAUGUCAAAA
Messenger RNA from Drosophila obscura, 1882 nucleotides. RefSeq lists its product as uncharacterized. NCBI's taxonomy places the organism in Eukaryota, Metazoa, Arthropoda, Insecta, Diptera, Drosophilidae. The record is from RefSeq and is a predicted model, not a curated record. Bases 239 to 1174 code for a protein of 311 amino acids. The transcript is spliced from 5 exons.